Molecule: messenger RNA, 1473 nt
Organism: Loxodonta africana (African savanna elephant)
Lineage: Eukaryota; Metazoa; Chordata; Mammalia; Proboscidea; Elephantidae
Product: endoplasmic reticulum mannosyl-oligosaccharide 1,2-alpha-mannosidase-like
Exons: 1
Coding region: 280-1473 (397 amino acids)
Biological process (GO): carbohydrate metabolic process; mannose trimming involved in glycoprotein ERAD pathway
Cellular component (GO): endoplasmic reticulum; membrane
Molecular function (GO): calcium ion binding; mannosyl-oligosaccharide 1,2-alpha-mannosidase activity
Source: RefSeq, a predicted model, not a curated record
GCUAGCCAAGGUCACAAGGAAGGUAAAGUUCUGAGAAAGCUUCUUAGCUUCAGGAGAUCAGUGAUUCCGCCCUCAUCAGUGGCAGUCAAAAUUCCGCCGAAAAAACUGGCUUCUCCAAAUGAACGCCGGAAAGCUGUGAUAGAUGCUUUCUCUCAUGCAUGGAAAGGAUACAGGGCAUUUGCUUGGGGCCACGAUGAGCUCAAGCCCCUCUCCGAAUCAUUCAAUGAGGUAUUUGGUUUUGGUGGUCUUGGCCUGACUCUAAUUGAUGCUCUGGACACCAUGUGGAUUAUGGGGCUACAAAAUGAAUUUGAAGAAGCCAAGAAAUGGGUGUUAGAGGAAUUACACUUUGAUAAAAAUGUAGAGGUAAAUCUCUUUGAGAUCACUAUUCGUAUUUUGGGUGGACUUCUGAGUACUUACCACUUAUCUGGAGAUAGCCUCUUUUUGGAAAAAGCGAAAGAUCUUGGACAUCGGCUAAUGCCGGCUUUCAGAACUCCCUCCAAGAUUCCAUACUCUCAUGUAAACAUUGGCACUGGUGUAACCGACCCACAUGAACUCUUCAGUCCAGUGGCAGCAGUGACGAGCAUUCAGUUGGAGUUCAGAGAGCUAUCUCGUCUCACUGGAGAUGAAACAUUUCAGGAGGCAGUGAGGGAAGUGAUGAAGCAUAUCCAUUCCCUGCCUGGGAAGAAUGAUGGACUGGUGCCCAUGCAUGUCAAUACCAGAAGUGGCUUCUUCACCUUAGUGAAUGCCUUCACUCUUGGAGCGAAUACUGACAGCUACUACGAGUGUCUGCUGAAGCAGUGGAUCCAAGGAGGAAAGAAAGAAAGUCAGUUGUUAGAAGACUACAUUGAAGCCAUCGAAGGAGUAAAAAAGCACCUGCUUCGGCAGUCUAGGGUCAGAAACCUGACUUUUGUGGGGGAACUUGUCGGUGGUAGGUUCGAAGCCAAGAUGGAUCAUUAUGUGUGCUUUUUGCCUGGGACUCUGGCUCUGGGUGUACACCAUGGACUGACCAAUGAUCAUAUGGAGCUAGCUAAAGCUCUUAUGGAGACCUGUUACCAGAUGUAUCAUCAGUUUAAGUCUGGGCUGAGCCCAGAAAAUGUGUACUUCCACAUUAACCCCAGAGUUAUCCAUAAGGAUAUGAGGGUCCGUCCUCAAGACAAUUUCAAUGUGCUGCGACCAGAGACUGUGGAGAGCCUGUUCUAUCUGUACCGGUUCACUGGGGACAAGAAGUACCAGGAUUGGGGCUGGGAGAUCCUGCAGUGCUUUAACAAGUAUUCCCGCAUUCCUUCAGGUGGCUAUUCUUCCAUCUAUAAUGUUCAGAAGCCAGUUGCGUGUGACAGUAUGCAAAGCUUCUUUCUGGGAGAAACACUGAAAUACAUGUAUCUUCUCUUUUCUGAUGACAUGGACUUUCUCAGUCUUGACAAAUAUGUGUUUAACACAGAGGCUCAUCCCCUGCCCAUCUGGACUUCAGCUUAA